UGACCAUUGACUCUUUUGCCCCUGCCGCUCAAGCUCAACGAUUUGGGAGCCCUCCACUCUCGCCGCCGCCGCCGGCCGCCGCCGCUGAGGUCUGCAUCCCGGGGGAGAGCGAGGGUCUAGCGAUGGAUGUGGGGUCGUGCCACCUCGGCGGCAACGCCGACGCGGUGGAGUUCUGCCCGCACCGCCCCUUCCGCCACAUCCUGGCGGCCGCCACGUACACGCUGCAGGAGCAGGCGGGGGAGGAGGAGCAGCAGCAGCAGCAGGACCGCGCGGGAACCGUGUCGCUCUUCUCCGUCGACGCCGGCGCGGAGGACGAGUCCCGACGGCUCCGGCUGCUCCACACGGUGGAGACCGCCGGCGUCUUCGACAUGAAGUGGAGCCCCACGGCGCCGCUGCUCGCGCAGGCCGACGCCCACGGCCGCCUCGUGCUCCGGCGCCUCGAGCAUGAAGACGGCUCGGACGAAGGUGUCGUUCUCACAGAUGUGGUUGCUGGAAACAUUUCUUCAUCAAUGUGCUUGUAUGUGGACUGGAACCAAAAUGCCGAUUCCCUGGCCGUUGCAUUAUCAGAUGGUUCACUGUCUGUGGUUCCCAUGAGAGAGGACCGCCUGGAGGUAUCAGAACAAUGGACUGCUCAUCAGUAUGAAGUUUGGACAUGUUAUUUCGAUCGUGCAAGACCACACUUGUUGUACAGUGGAUCGGACGACUGCUCUUUCGGUUGCUGGGAUUUGCGGGAAAGCCCAUCGAAUGCCGUGUUUCGGAAUAAGAAGACUCAUACUAUGGGUGUGUGUUGCAUUGCUCAGAACCCAUUGGAGGGGAAUAUGCUACUCACUGGAAGCUAUGAUGAAUUUCUCAGAGUUUGGGACAUGAGAUCAAUGAUGAAACCUGUGAACGAGAAGUCCCUAAAUUUAGGAGGUGGUGUAUGGAGGUUGAAAUAUCAUCCUAAUUUGCAGAUGUCGUAUUGGCUGCUUGCAUGCACAACGGUUUUGCCAUUGUUAAAGCAGGGGCUGGAGAUGCUACCAUAAUGGAAACAUAUGGCAAGCAUGAGUCCUUAGCAUAUGGUGCAGAUUGGCAGACAAGUGAAGCAGCGGAACAUAACACAAAUUCUUCAGUUAUCGCUACUUGUUCAUUUUAUGACCGCCUUCUCCGUGUGUGGCAACCAGAGAACCUAGUCAACCACCCAACCUCUUAAGGCGUAAAACAUCAUUAUGCCCAGUUGAAGUAUCAAUAUGGCAUGGACCAACCUAUUCCCUGAAUGAACCAAAUUGAUUUCAUUCAGGUAGCUCUUUGAAUUUAUGUUAAUUUAUUUCAAAUGAUGAGCUUAUAGUA
Messenger RNA from Aegilops tauschii subsp. strangulata, 1326 nucleotides. RefSeq lists its product as uncharacterized. Gene Ontology annotation, cellular component: cytoplasm. The record is from RefSeq and is a predicted model, not a curated record. Gene Ontology annotation, molecular function: protein binding; diphthine methylesterase activity. Lineage: Eukaryota; Viridiplantae; Streptophyta; Magnoliopsida; Poales; Poaceae. Gene Ontology annotation, biological process: protein histidyl modification to diphthamide.